AGAAGGGUCUGUGUUCUACCAAGGUCACCCUCUCAUUCCAAUCUACAAAAUAAUGUUAUAAAUCUGUCAUUUAUAUUAAACUUCUGGAUAUAGGUUCAAAUCAUCGACUCGUAGAAGACGACCAUAUUAUACAAGGAUGCCGACGGUGCAUAAAGAGAUGUGUGCUGGAUGUCAGAGGGCAAUCGAGGACAGAUUCCUACUGAAGAUCAUGGACAAUUCAUGGCACGAGCACUGUGUAUUAUGCUCCAUUUGCCAAAUGCCUUUAACCGGAAGUUGUUUCGCACGGAAUCGGAAGUUUUAUUGCAAAUUAGAUUAUGAAAAAAUGUUCCGGGUGAUGUGCAAUGGUUGUGGGAUGUUCGUGUCGCCAAGCGAGCUGGUGAUGCGAGCCCAGGGCUACGUGUACCACCUACAGUGUUUCAUGUGUAUAGAAUGUGGUCAGCAGCUACAGAAAGGUGACCAAUUCGUCGUCAGGGACGGUCAACUCUUUUGUCGGUUGGAUUAUGAAAAGGAAUUCCACAUGCUGCCUCUAAGUCCGAAAAGUGACGACAGUGAGAGUUAUGAGGAUGGAGAGAGUGACGGAGGGAAACAUCCAAAGCGACCAAGAACAAUACUCACCACCAGUCAGCGACGAAAGUUCAAGGCCGCGUUUGAGCUGAACCCAAAGCCGUGCAGAAAAGUACGUGAACAGUUGGCGGCGGAGACUGGACUGAGUGUACGGGUGGUACAGGUGUGGUUCCAGAACCAGAGAGCUAAGGUGAAAAAGUUAGCACGCAGACAAAGUCAAGACAGUAACGGUAACAAGACCGGAAACGGAAAUAAAAACAAAAACAAUGAUAACAAAAAAGACAUGAAAUCCGACUCGAAGUCAGACUCCAAGGAUGAGGAUACUGAUCAAGAUUGCCUCACUAGACUUGGCGACGAUGAAUCUAUUGGAUCACUGAUAUCCGAAAACCGUCACCAUGGCAAUGCAGAACAAAUAUCGCCACUUCCUGCCAGCGAAUAUCAAGCGUCCCCGUAUGAUGAACUGGACCUCCCCGGAGGAGCACGCCAUUCUAUGGAGGACUGCCUGGACCAUAUGUUUAACGGCGAUACGACAGGGCAUUCCUCGAUAGACUCAAGUGGGGUUCCUAACCCUAUUGACAAACUCUACUCAAUGCAGAAUUCGUACUUUAGUGUAGAAUGAGUAAUGACAGUGAAUCACAUGUGUCUCGUCUUCUUUAUCAUCGAAUCCUGACAUGAUUCCCACCACCUUUAUCAAUCCAAGUGCCCGAGGUAGAUGCGGUACGUCGACACACGUUUCCAUGUGAUUGAUUCGGUGAUCGUGCACAUAGAAGUUGAAUGGUUUGGAUACCGGCCAUGCUGCUUUGCAGUUAAGGGCGUUAUACGUGAUAUUUCGAUGGAAUCAGUGUUUUGAUCAUUGCAAUUCGUUUCUAUGGCGUUGAAUCUAUGACGUUAUACACAUAUAGAACGCUGUGGAUGCUGGACAUGUCUGUCACCUGAGUAUAUUAUAGCUGUACGUCGUAGCUUUAUAUUCAUAGUUAUAUAACUUUUUAAGUAUCCGUCAUCACUCCUUCUUGUGCUCUUCUUUCAUUCCGAUGUUUGACUCAAAUAUUGACUCCUGCACAUUGAGUGACUCAAAUAUUGACUCCCUUACGUUGGGUGACUCAGAUAACCUCGUACGCUAUACAGGGCGACCCGGACAACAUACUAGGGUCAUUCUUCAUGGGAAAAUGCAAAUCAACUUGAUUUUACGUUUCCGGGAAGAAGAUAACAGAAUGCUCUCGUCGGACCCAGUUUAAUCAGUGCAUUUACUACAUAAAUCUAUGCUAUUUUUUCGGAUUUAUUGCGAUACAAUGGUCAAAUAAUAUUUGCAUCUACUGUUUGUAUUCCACGGAAGCUGAAUAUUACUGCGGUUAGUUUAUACACGUGACAAAACUAUCCCAUGUACACACUAGACGCAAGAAACGUCAUAUUUUAUAUAUAAUCGCGAUUUUCAGACUAACACAAAACACGUCACAGACCUGACUUAUAAUUUGUGUCUGCUGACUUGGUCGUCAAUUCUUACUUACCCUUCUUUAACAUUCCCUGUUAUUUACAGUCUUUGUUUUACAGUUUGUGUUUACAUGUCCCGUAUUUACAUUUUGAGCAUCACGUGAUCUGUACGUUGUAUUACAAUAUAAUACAUCGAUGUAUACAUUUAAUCAUGUAUGUCAACAAUGUUCACAUUCUUGUCGUAUAUGUCACGAAUGUUCACAUUUAUGACGAUAUCAGUUUUUCAUGUCUUGUAAGUCAUCCAACGAGAGAGAGCGAAACGCUAUAUAUAUUGAGUCCUUCAUUUUUGUUUAAUGACACUAUGUUGAACGUUUUUCCGCAAUGUACAGUGAUCGAGAAAUCUUUUGUACAAAUGAAGACGGUCGAUCAUUUAAGUAAUGACUAUUGGUUAAUUUCUGUUGGUUUAACAGAGAUAUGUUUUUCGAGUGCAAUGAUUACAACACAAAACCAAAAAGGAAAGAAAGUACAACUCGCUUUCAUAGAAUUUCUCUCUUAGCAAAAGAUCAAGACUAAUAUUCCAGCACCUAGUUUGUGAUAAUUGUGGCCACAUUGCCAUUUUCCAGAUGGAUAUAACACAGUAUACUGAACAAUUCUUCUAGUGUUUUACGCAUCCAUCGACAACACACUGCCAGUACCAGACCUAUCAAUGACUUGGGACAUGUAUCUGCUGAACUAGCUAAGUGUUCAUUAAACAUCGCGCCUAUUUAUCGUUCACUGCAAUUAGCAAUUGGGCGUAUGGAUAUGAGUGUCUACUUUGUAACUACGUGGCACGUAUCGACUCAGAUCUUUGUGUAAUUGUAUAAUAUUUUAAUUUAUAGAUUUAUUUAUAGAAGUUAUCUUGUGCUAUGUUUCAGUAUGACGAAUAUCUAUCAAUAAGUCGCUUUAAUUUAUGUAAAUUGUUAAAUUUCAACCUUUGUUGUACAAUAAAU
This is a messenger RNA of Mizuhopecten yessoensis (Yesso scallop), 2981 nucleotides long. RefSeq names its product LIM homeobox transcription factor 1-alpha-like. The record is from RefSeq and is a predicted model, not a curated record. Gene Ontology annotation, biological process: neuron differentiation; regulation of transcription by RNA polymerase II. Bases 137 to 1183 code for a protein of 348 amino acids. Gene Ontology annotation, molecular function: RNA polymerase II transcription regulatory region sequence-specific DNA binding; DNA-binding transcription factor activity, RNA polymerase II-specific. The transcript is spliced from 9 exons. NCBI's taxonomy places the organism in Eukaryota, Metazoa, Mollusca, Bivalvia, Pectinida, Pectinidae. Gene Ontology annotation, cellular component: nucleus.